AUGCCCUCAACAAAUCUCAUCAAACCCGACUGGGAGAAAGACCAUGUCUACCUGAUUCAAUUCCCCCGAGCCGGCUCAAUUCCUACACCGUCUUCCUAUUCCCUAAAAGUCGAAACAUUCCUUCGUAUCGCUAAUAUACCGUAUACUAAUAUUAGCAAUGAUUUCACGAAGAAAUCGAGUAAAGGACAAAUUCCGUUUAUUGAAUUAAAUGGUCGACAGCAUGCUGAUAGUUCACUGAUUAUUGAUCAUUUGGUUGAACAUUUUGAGAAGGUUUGUGACGGGUGGGAAAAAUGAGUUAUGACGUGGCAGACUACUUCGAGCGUCACUGGCGCGAGUUUAUGUCCCUUUAAAUUACUGUAGGUUUGGGUGAUCUACACUCGCGCUAAAAGCACUACAUACUGUAUGGUCUUUUAGAGGAUUUACCUCGAGCGCCACUGGCGCGAGUGUAUAUCAAAAUUUUUCGUAAGCGGCUCCAGCGAAGCGAGUGUAUGUCCCUUCAAGCUACUUUAGCUUUGGAGUACAUCACUUUCAUGAAUCCUCAGAAGUCCAAUAUGAAUUGCCACGUCAUAACAUAGACCUCUUCGAAUCCAGAGUAUGUUGACUAUGCCCUUGAGUUAUGACGUGGCAAGGAUAUUCAGCACACCUUGUUGUUAAUUGAUUCAUGAAUAAAUCAUAGGCCCAACACUGCCACGUCAUAGCAUAUGCAGCUUUUGACUGGAGAUUGACUAAAAUAUACAGUAGUUUAAAGGGACAUACACUUGCUUCACUUGAGCCUGUUGACAACAAUGCCACGUCAUAACUGAUACAUAUUCAGAUGUAAUUUUUGAGAUGAGAUUAAUUGAAGAACCCAACGGUACAGUAGUUCAAAUGAACAUCCACCAAAUUUCCAGACCUCUCUUGAAUUCCUCUCCACUUCUGACAAAUCAACAGCCCGUGCCUUCUACACUCUCCUCGAACACCAUCUCGCCUGGAUCACAGUCUAUUCUCGAUCACUAGACUCUAGUUGGUUGGCCACCGACAAGGGUUACGGUCGAAUACUAACUGGUGUCAAAGGUUUCGCGUUCAAAAAUCUGAUUUUGGGACAAAUGACAAGGAAAUAUCGAGGAAAUUGUAUGGCGCAGGGAAUCGGACAUUUUACGAAGGAAGAGAUAAUUGGUGAAGCGAAAAAGGAUAUUGAUGCGAUUUCGGGACAAUUGGGAAGUAAACAAUUCUUGUUUGGUGAUAUUAAAACGGUGGGUUUUUUUUUGGGAGGAAAAUUCGAAUAUUUCUGAAACAUCUCCUGAGUCCCAUAGAGCGAAGAUGCUUUCGCUAUUUAAAAAUGUAAAUUUAUAAAUUUUGUCACGUUGUGAACAUAGAAAAUCGAUUAAUAAAGAUUUAUCUACAUUUUUAUAUCAAACAUUUUUGAAACAGUGAAAAAUCUGGAAAAUUUCUUCAAUUUUUGAAGACAAAUUCAGAUUGUUCAGUAGAGCGAAUUUGCAAUUUUCAACUAAAAAUUCAAAUUUUCUUGGAAAAUGCAGAGUGUUUAAUAGGGCGCAUUUGCUUCUCUACAGAAAUAUCGGAAAUACCAGACUGAAAAUCGUAGAAAUGGUGAAAAAUCAUUUUUGAAACAGUGAAAUUUAUUGAAAAUUUUCCAAAUUUCCCGGAUAAAUUCAAAGUGUUCAGUAGAGCGAAUUUGCAAUUUUCAACUGAAAAUUCAAAUUUUCCGACAAAUCUGAUAGUGUUCAAUGGGGCGCAUUUGCUUCUAGGCUAAAAAAUCCCCAUUUUAGAUCGAUGCCACAGCAUUCGCCCACUUAUCCCAACUCCUCUACACUCCACAAUUCAGCGAUGAGAUCAAAAACUACAUUGAAACCAGCGCGCCAAAUGUGGUAAAUUCAAAAUUUCUUUUGUUCUUUCAUUGCUCAUAUUAACUUUCAACUUCAGAUCGAUUACAUAAAUCGAAUCAAAGUGCAAUAUUGGCCAGAUUGGGAUGAGACAAUUUCAACAGCAAAUAUGAAUACCGAAUGGAAAAAAUUGUAA
Molecule: messenger RNA, 2016 nt
Organism: Caenorhabditis angaria
Lineage: Eukaryota; Metazoa; Nematoda; Chromadorea; Rhabditida; Rhabditidae
Source: the annotation of a GenBank genome assembly